CCACUGCUUCUGCACAUGCGCACUGAUAUCCGUAUACCCAUCACAGCCGCACGAGGAGAAAAGGAGAGUGAAAAUAAAGUGAAAUAAUUAAUUUAAAUAAUUAAAUCAGUCAACGUGAGAAUAACCAGGAGAGAGUGACGGAGGAGGAAUGAACCAGCUGGAGCGUCCAAAAGACGAGGAGGACCAGGAAGAGUCAGACUGUCACCAUGACAACAGUGACGGGACCAACAACAACAACAACAACAACAGACGCAAGACGGUGUGUCCAGGUGUAGGUGAACAUCCUCUGCAGUAUAACUACACGUUCUGGUACAGCAGAAGAACUCCGAGUCGUCCAGCAAGUUCGCAGAGUUACGAACAGAACAUCCGACAGAUCGGAACUGUGGCAUCGGUGGAGCAGUUCUGGAGGUUUUACAGUCACCUGAUCCGACCAGGUGAUCUCAGUGGACACAGUGACUUCCACCUGUUCAAGGAAGGAAUCAAACCCAUGUGGGAGGAUGAUUCUAACCGCAGUGGAGGGAAGUGGAUCAUCCGUCUCCGUAAAGGUUUGGCCAGUCGGUUCUGGGAGAACAUCAUACUGGCCAUGCUGGGAGAGCAGUUCAUGGUGGGAGAGGAGAUCUGUGGAGCGGUGGUGUCUAUACGCUUCCAGGAGGACAUCUUGUCGAUCUGGAACAGAACAUCUAAUGACCAAACAACGACGUCCAGAAUCAGAGACACUUUGAGACGAGUCCUGAACCUUCCAACCAACACCAUCAUGGAGUACAAAACCCACAAUGACAGCCUCAGGGACAACUCGAGUUUCAGAAACACAAAGAUUUCCCUCUGAAGACGUCAGCUGACCGUCCUUCUGUCCACUUGAGAUGUAGAUCAGUGACUCAGCUCUGUUGGCUCUGUGUGCAUGCCUGUGUGUGUGUGUGUGUGUGUGUGUGUGUGUGUGUGGUGUGUGUGCUGACUAUCAAUAAACUGACUGAACCAGA
Larimichthys crocea (large yellow croaker) is the source of this 977-nucleotide messenger RNA. It is a transcript of the gene eif4e2rs1, whose product is annotated as eukaryotic translation initiation factor 4E family member 2 related sequence 1. The transcript has 7 exons. Gene Ontology annotation, cellular component: cytoplasm; eukaryotic translation initiation factor 4F complex. The record is from RefSeq and is a predicted model, not a curated record. Gene Ontology annotation, molecular function: translation initiation factor activity; RNA 7-methylguanosine cap binding. Gene Ontology annotation, biological process: translational initiation. NCBI's taxonomy places the organism in Eukaryota, Metazoa, Chordata, Actinopteri, Sciaenidae. Bases 149 to 826 code for a protein of 225 amino acids.